AUGCCUCCACGCAAGUCCACGUCCUCCGUGACGCCCGCAGACCCAGAUGAAUCAAUCCAGCUCUCGCCACAAGCACCAACAUCAUCCGACAAGCCCAUCACCGCAACAGAGCAACAGUUGAAGGCGAGGGCCGAGGCUGGCGUGAGCGUUGAAGACUACCUCCUCCCCCGCUCACUGACAAUCCGACUCGCGAAAUCAGUCCUCCCACCAAACACAACAAUCCAAAAAGACGCCGUGCUCGCGAUCCAGAAAGCUGCUACGGUCUUCGUGUCAUACCUCUCAUCACACGCCAACGAAUCAACCCUAAAACGCACCGUCGCACCCGCAGACGUCUUCGCCGCACUCUCAGAACUCGAAUUCGACUCCUUCCGCGCCCGCCUCGAGGCCGAACUCGAAGUGUACACGGAUAUCAAGGCCGGAAAGCGCAAGGCAAAGAAACCCGAGGAAGGGGAGGCUGCUGCUACUGCCGGGGCGGCGCGGGACGAGGACGAUGAUGUGGAGAUGACUGAUAAUCCAGCGAAGAGGGUGAAGAGGGAUUCUGAGGGGAAGAUCGGGGCUGAUGGGGAUGGGGAUGAGACGCAGGAUGAGGAGGAGGUUGAGGAGGAACAGGAGCAUGAUGAGGAGGACGAGGAGGACGAGGGUGAUGAGGACGAGGAGGGGGAGGAGGAGGAGAAAGGGCGUGAGGAGGAUAUUGAUCGGGUUGAGGAUUUGGAUGGGGAGCGUCGUCUUGUUGAUCCUGAUGAUGAGGAGUCGGAGGAUGACGAUGGGCCUGGUAGUCAGUUGCAUAAUGAUUUGGGACUGGGCUAA
This is a messenger RNA of Penicillium manginii, 807 nucleotides long. RefSeq lists its product as uncharacterized. The record is from RefSeq and is a predicted model, not a curated record. Bases 1 to 807 code for a protein of 268 amino acids. The transcript is spliced from 3 exons. Lineage: Eukaryota; Fungi; Ascomycota; Eurotiomycetes; Eurotiales; Aspergillaceae. Gene Ontology annotation, biological process: DNA damage response; leading strand elongation; heterochromatin formation. Gene Ontology annotation, cellular component: epsilon DNA polymerase complex; CHRAC. Gene Ontology annotation, molecular function: chromatin DNA binding; protein heterodimerization activity.